Molecule: messenger RNA, 3437 nt
Organism: Pecten maximus
Lineage: Eukaryota; Metazoa; Mollusca; Bivalvia; Pectinida; Pectinidae
Product: protocadherin-11 X-linked-like
Exons: 5
Coding region: 296-3289 (997 amino acids)
Biological process (GO): homophilic cell-cell adhesion
Cellular component (GO): plasma membrane
Molecular function (GO): calcium ion binding
Source: RefSeq, a predicted model, not a curated record
UCACCAGGUGUAUAGACAUUUACCUGUGUUAAGGCUUAGCUGUCAAGUAUACCUGAAAUGUGAUCUCUGAUUACAGGUAGAUGGUCGCAACUACAGCUGUGUGUAUGUAGUGAUUUUCUACUCACUCGAGGUGUAACAACAUUUACUCGGAAUAUCCAUCAUAAACUCAGAACUUUUCGCCUCCAAUAACUGGACAUUAACGACUAGCACUCAGGAACAGAAACCUCUAUGACCUCUGUGACCUCAGUAAGGUAAAUCCUUUCUGGAAUGAAUCGAUAGUAACAGGAAAUUAUUUAUGCCAAAAAUGGCGAAGACAGUAGUGAGGAUACUGUUGUUGUUUUCGACACUCACUCUCUCGGGGUGUAUCGACUUGUCCUACAGCGUCCAGGAAGAACAGACGCCUCCGGUCAUACUUGGAAAUGUGGAGACAGACAGCUCCGUCCUCAGCCUCAUCGACACCGACCAACAACAAAAUCUCAAAUACAGUAUCCUGAACACAGCCGAGGGCUUCACGACCAACUUUGACCUUGAGGUCAAUACAGGUUUGCUUAAGCUUGGCAAAAAAUUGGAUCGUGAGGCAUUGUGUAACUCUGCCGUGACAUGCGUUUUACAACUUAGUAUCGCCGUAGCUUCGUCUGAUAAAUUCAUCACUUCCAUCAAAGUCAAUGUCACCGUACUGGACACAAACGAUCACAGACCUGUCUUCUCUCGGAGUUCCAUAUCCGUACCGAUUUCCGAGCGAUCAUCUGUGAAUCUAACAUUCCCUAUCAUUGGUGCUACAGAUAGAGAUGCUGUUGGUCUCAAUAAUUCCAAAAUCUUGUACGAUAUUUACCCCAACAGCGAGACAUUCGGCCUGAAACUGGUCUCAAGUUCUCAGGGAAGCACUGAUAUCAACUUGAUUCUGAAACAGACGGUUGACAGAGAGAAACUUGAUCACUAUCAAAUCUACGUUGUUGCGACAGACCGGGGUAUCCCGCCACUGUCCAGUUCACUUACAGUUGAUAUUACGGUUGAAGACUAUAACGACAACAAGCCAGUCUUCACGCAAAAUCGGUAUAACGCUACUGUCCGAGAGGAUGUUGCUGUCGAUACGGUGAUUGAGAUUGUGGUGGCUUCGGAUUUAGAUGCGGCUGAUAACGGAAAGGUGAAGUAUGAGUUCACGUUCCCGCAAACUUUGUUCAAGUUGAAUGAGGAAUCUGGAGAAAUAUCAGUCAUUCAGCAGCUCACGUAUUCAGCUGCCCCAAUGGAGCUGUCUGUCCGGGCUUACGACCUUGGUACUCCUCAACAAACUAGCCUCACCAUGGUAGAUGUCCAUAUUAUUGACAUAAACAAUCACGAUCCUGAAAUUAAUAUCCGUCUUCUUAGUACCUCCAGCUCGGCAACAGUCGAGGAGAACUCCAAUAUCGGAACUCUGGUGGCGUACGUUUCGGUUCAAGACAAGGAUAGUUCUAAUAAUGGAAAAGUGAACUGUUCUAUUAAGAGUUCUAAGUUUAGUUUGCUUCGUAUCUCUAAUUCCGAAUACACUGUGGUCACCGCAGAACAACUUGACCGUGAAGAAAAGAUAGAAUAUGUAAUCACAGUGGUGUGUGAGGACAAUGGUCAGCCGCGUAGGAACCAUUCCGCCAGCUUUAUUGUGGAAGUUCUCGACAAGAAUGACAACAUGCCAAUAUUCAUGCAGAGUGUCUACUACGGCAACCUCACGGAGAAUAACGAGGCUGGUAAAAUGGUGACUCGCGUCUCUGCCUCUGACAUGGACCAGGGUGUCAAUGCGGAGGUCAGAUAUUUUGUAGAAAGAGAUUUCGCGGAUAUGUUUUACGUAGAACCAACUUCAGGUGUUAUUAAGGCCAAUGUGAGAUUCGAUCGUGAACAAGUCAGUGAGGUGAAGUUUAAGGUUCUGGCCAUGGACUCGGGUGAAGACAUUCAGUAUACCUCGAACACAACCGUGAUACUGACCAUCAUUGAUGAUAAUGACGAAUAUCCAGUAUUCACACAAACGAAAUUCAACUUCUCAAUAACUGAAAAUAAGAAUGCUGAUACCCUACUUGGAAAUCUCUCAGCCACUGACAAAGACAUCGGCAUGAACGGACAGGUCACAUACUCCCUUCCCUCCCAGCACCAGAUGACCUUGCCCUUUGUCGUGUUCCCCAAUGGAACAGUUAAAUCAAAUCGUCCUCUGAACAGAGAGUUAAAAAGUAGCUAUGAUUUCAUCGUCAUGGCAACAGAUCGUGGUGUGCCAGCUUUAAGUAGUACAGCAAAAGUAUCGGUCCUAGUUUUAGAUGAAAACGACAAUUAUCCACAAAUUAUUUAUCCUGUUAAAAACAACGGUACCGUCACUGUGUCCCAUCUAACACCACCCGGUAAUGAAGUGACGAAAAUAGACGCAUAUGACCUUGACGAAGGUCGUAAUGGUGCUUUAGUGUUCUCAAUGUCACCAUCAAGUGCUAAUGAAUUAUUUUACAUAGAAGAGACAAGUGGAAAGAUUUAUCUUGCAAAAGAAAUCCGCAAAGAGGAUAUUAAAGACUAUAACCUCAUGAUAGAGGUCAGUGACAAGGGCAUCGUGCCAAAAAAGAGUGGUGCCGAUAUCACGCUGAGAGUCGAGUUCACUGUGACUGAGGAGACAUCUCAGCCAGGCAUCGGCCAAAACGUUCUCAUCGCCAUCACUAUAGCAUGUGUGACAAUAGUGCUAUCAUUAGCAAUUUUAGUGACAAUAUUUUUAAUUCGGAGAGCGGACUCGUCCAAGGGGAGUGGACGUGGAAGUCUCACUGAACAUGAGGAAGUGAAAGUGACAGAGACAUUACAUAUUCCUCCGAAAAAGCCAUGCUUAGCCAGGGAGGGGGCACGCCCACCCCUCCCAGAUAAUAACAAUAGUGUUCAUUACGAGGUGAAAAAAGAAGUUAGUUUUUCUAUGGACGAUCAUGAUCACAGAGAUUCUGGGAUAUUUAUGAUCGCUAACGACCACUCGAGUCCCGUUCCCAUGACGAAGCUGAGUAAAACCAGACAACUACAGACAUUUAUAUCACAGCAGCACUCAAACCGAGAUAUUCCAGAACGGCGAGGGGAAAACCCAGCGCAAGACGAGCUUCAUCGCAUGGCAUCCAUACGACUACAUGAAAAGCUGAUGCAUUCCUACAACAAACCCCUAGUCUAUCAUCCAGAUGAGAAUCGACAGUUAUUACUCCUGAAAAAAGGAUUAGAGGAUUCGCGAAGUGACAACUCAGGGGAGGUAACUACCGACAGUGGACGGGGAGGCAGCGAAGAAGAUAUGCAUCAUGCUAGCAUUAUGAUAUAACAAAAUGGAAGGAAUUUUGGGAAAGGCAAUUUUACAUUAUAUGGCAGUGGAGACAUUAUAGGGAGAUAUUGUACUAUAAUGUAUAAGGUUGACAUGGAAGCUGGCUAUCAUUAUGGCUAGAGGUCAGGACUGGCCGGGGGGUAGAGGU